Staurois parvus is the source of this 573-nucleotide messenger RNA. NCBI's taxonomy places the organism in Eukaryota, Metazoa, Chordata, Amphibia, Anura, Ranidae. The record is from the annotation of a GenBank genome assembly.
GUCAUCAGGCAUUGGAUUGUCUGGCUCGACAGCGGGCAUCGGGUCACCAGGCAUCAGGUCAUCUGGCUCGACAGCGGGCACCGAGUCAUCUGGCAAGGCAGUGGGCACCGAGUCACCAGGCACGACAGCAGGCAUCGGGUCACCAGGUAUGACAGCGGGCAUCGGGUCAUCUGGCUCGACAGCGGGCAUUGGGUCACCAGGUAUGACAGUGGGCACUGGGUCAUCAGGCAUUGGAUCAUCUGGCUUGACAGCGGGCAUCGGGUCACCAGGCAUGACAGCGGGCACUGGGUCAUCAGGCAUUGGAUCGUCUGGCUGGACAGCAGGCACCGAGUCAUCUGGCAAGACAGUGGGCAUCGGGUCACCAGGCAUGACAGUGGGCACUGGGUCAUCAGGCAUUGGAUCGUCUGGCUCAACAGCGGGCAUCGGGUCACCAGGCAUGACAGUGGGCACUGGGUCAUCAGGCAUUGGAUCGUCUGGCUCGACAGCGGGCAUUGGGUCACUAUGCAUCAGGCUGAAUUGCAGGUGCAGAGGCACCAGGCUGAACCACGGAAGGUGGGUUCUCAGACGGCAGGC